AUGAGUUAUAGGAAAAGCGAAGUAUUCGAGCCCCCUGGUAAAGUGGGUCGCAAAACAGGGUUUUACCUCACUAGAACGCCCCGAAAGAAUGAAAACGGGCUUGAAGAUCUCAAGGAUUUCUUUCUUUCAGACGAGGAGUACGAGAGUCCUAACAACAAGAGUGUCAACACGUCCCCCAACAAAAGACUGUCCAUGAGAUACGAACAGCUCAAAAGCCAGCAAGCUCCGGGAAGCUCGCCGUUCAAUCACAGCAAGCAACCACAAAGUAAAGGAACUCGGCUGAUAGUCUCUUCGAGUGAAGAGAGUCCCGACGCAAGUGACUCUGAGGAUGCAGACAAAAUAAUAAAUGCAGCUACGCGAAUGGGUUCUCCAAUCAAACCGAAUGUGCGCCGUAGAGCCUCUUUGAAUGGCUCUCCUCGCUCAUCGCAAACUCAACCUUCGAAUUCGCCCAAGAAACUACAGCCUUCGCCUUUGAAGAAAAGCCUGCCGACCACUGAAGAGAACGUUCUCCAUCUGGAUAGCGAGGAUAAAUCCGAAGAAGAAGUGCGUGAGAUGAAACUUCGGUCCAAGUCAUCUACCGCUUCUCGUAAGUUUGCUGCCGUGACGAAGAACAUGGCACUUCAGAAGAAAACGUCGAGCAAGAACAAAGUGAUAAUUUCUGAUGACGACGACCCAAUUAAUUCGAGUCGGAAAAGAAGGCCACGAGGUAAAAAAUCAGCUCCUUCUGAAUCAGAAGAGUCGGCGCCAGAAAACGCAGACGUUGACGAAGAUGAUGACUUCGAAGCAGAAACGGACUCUGCUCCUGAGGCGGAAAGCGAGGACGACGGGGUGGUAAGCGUUUCUGAGGACUCCGACAAAGCAGAAGGCAAGGACAACGAUGCGUCGGUGGAGGAGGUUUUUCCAAAAGAAGAGACACCUACGUCAGAAAAUGGAGUGAGAAGGUCUUCCAGAACAAGAGUUUCGCCUGUUGCCUGGUGGAGAAACGAGAAAAUUAUCUAUGAAACGACGACCGAAAACGGCACGUACGUGAAGAAAAUCAAAGACGUGCUUCACCGUCCGGUCGCAGAGCCUACCAGGAAAAGGAGACAGUCCUCUGCACCACCUUCGACAAAAGCUCGAAGACGAAGUCGAACACCAAAAAGCGAAGAGGCUGAGAAGCUACGUCCAGUGGCGGCACCACCCCAAAUCACUGAGCAGCCCGAAAAAGAGAAGGAGCAAGAGAUCGCCAGCGAGCUAGACGGCAGCGACUGGUUGCAACAGAAUUCGCUUACUAUUCCAGUUUUUGAGGGUCCGGGUUCCGAGAACCAGAUUGAGAGAACGGUUGCUUGGGCUCCCAACAAAUCGAAAAACAUUUCCAUCAUUAAGAACAGCGAGGAGUUCUUUCGGAUCGCGACACUGUUUGAUCAGGACAGCGAGUUCAGCGGUGGGGGUAUAAUUGAAAUCCCCGUGGGUUCGCGCAAAGCCAUCAAGUCGAACGACGACACAUACUUCAUCUUCUUCGUGAUUCAGGGAGUUCUGGAAGUGACGCUCUCGCACAAUCCAUUUGUGGUGGUUUCGGGUUGCUCUUUUGAGGUGCCAAUGGGAAAUUUCUACCAGUUCGACAACAAGGGCAAGACCGUUGUCAAGCUCUUUUUUGUUCAAUCCAAGUACGUGGUGGUGAGCUCGCCCGAAGACGACGAUGACGAAGACGACGAUGAAAGUAUCUGA
Ogataea haglerorum is the source of this 1707-nucleotide messenger RNA. RefSeq lists its product as uncharacterized. The record is from RefSeq and is a predicted model, not a curated record. Lineage: Eukaryota; Fungi; Ascomycota; Pichiomycetes; Pichiales; Pichiaceae. Gene Ontology annotation, cellular component: kinetochore. The transcript has a single exon. Gene Ontology annotation, molecular function: centromeric DNA binding. Gene Ontology annotation, biological process: attachment of mitotic spindle microtubules to kinetochore; kinetochore assembly; spindle attachment to meiosis I kinetochore. Bases 1 to 1707 code for a protein of 568 amino acids.